AUGCUUUUCGUAUUGAAACCCAUCGACACGACUAUCGACGACGAGAGAUACACCAGAGAUAUAAAUCAACACACAUAUAUAGCCAGAAUCGGACAGAUAUUGAGACGCAAACUGUCGGCCAAGAACUCAGAGUGCGAUAAACUCAAGCAACAAAUCAAAGACAUUAAACUUGAAUGCGACCGAUAUAAGCAGGUUAUGAUCCAAUUGAAUGACACCAUCGUCACCGGCAAUGGACACGGAACUGGAGGCAAGUCCCGCAAGAACCAGAGCCACGGGUGCCACUCGUGCUGUCACGCGGACAAGCCAUACAUCUGCGAGUGGGAUAACUGCGGCAAACGAUUCCGGUCGAGACCACAUCUGGACGCACACAAGAAUAUACACACCGGACGCCGGUUCCCAUGCGAUUGGCCUAAUUGUGGCAAAAGUUUUAUGAGAAAAUACAAUUUGGUUGAACACACGAAACUCCACUCCAGUGUUAACCCCAAUGUUUGCGAUUUUCACAAUUGCGGCAAAUUUUUCUCAAGUAAAUACAGUUUAAUGAGACACCAGAGCGCACAACACGACCCAAACCGAAAGGAGGGACACCUGACCAGCGCUCAGAUGGCAGAGCUGUUUAAGACAACGGAAUAACAGCCCGUGUUUUUGGUCUCAAAAAUUUUUGCAACAAAAAACUCAAACAAAUGCACAUAUUUUUAAACUUUAUCCGAUUCUGC
Molecule: messenger RNA, 713 nt
Organism: Oppiella nova
Lineage: Eukaryota; Metazoa; Arthropoda; Arachnida; Sarcoptiformes; Oppiidae
Source: the annotation of a GenBank genome assembly